CAUGAUGACGUCAAGGAACACUGUGAGAACCCCCCCCCCUUACAUUCUAUGUAGACAUAUUUCAACACUUCAAAGCUAUAUCUAUGUACAUACAUACCUAUGUACAUGCAGGCAAUAUUAUAUAUUGUAUCCUUGUUACAACUUCCUUCCCCAUAAACAUCUCUCAUAUAAACCACUAGAAUGAGCUCUCCGAAUAGAACGCCGACCUUUGGUCCGGGUGAUUAUGUCAAGUUCUUCGCUAGUGGCGCUCUUGCAGCGACCUUAACUCACGGUGGUGCAACUCCUAUCGAUGUCGUUAAGACCCGGAUCCAGGUAGACGACUCGUUAAAGGGCCUUAACAUGGUCCGCGCUGCUCGGCGAAUAGUAUCCAAAGAAGGCGCCUCAGCUCUGCUAACCGGGUUCGGCCCUACAGCCGUUGGAUACCUCGUCCAAGGCGGUGGCAAAUUUGCUGGAUACGAAUUCUUCAAGAAGAAAUUCAUUGACUUCACGGGCUCCCAGGAAAAGGCUACACAACGUCGUACGGCCAUCUACCUAGGCGCUAGUGCCACGGCAGAAUUCUUCGCCGACAUUGCUUUGUGCCCACUCGAGGCAACGCGCAUUCGCUUAGUCUCUCAGCGCGGGUUCGCCUCGGGUCUAUCGACAGGUUUCAUGCGUCUCGCUAGGGAAGAGGGUUUACGGGGAUUCUACUCAGGUUUCGUGCCCCUGCUCUUCAAGCAGGUGCCGUACGCGGUGGGACAAUUUUCUGUACACGAAGCUGCUGUCGAAGUUAUAUAUCGCUACAUGGGUCCCGAGAGGAAGGCAAAACUAACACCACUGCAAUCCACUGGUGUGGAGUUGGGUUCUGGUGUCAUUGCCGGCGUAGCUGCUGCAGUCCUUUCCCAUCCGGCUGAUACCCUCUUGUCAGCAAUAAACAAGGGAGCAGGAGACCCAAAGCAAAGCACAUCGAGUAGAAUGUUUUCUCUUGCGCGGGAGUUUGGUCCUAGGAGACUGCUGUUGACGGGCUUAGGUCCACGUAUCGUGAUGACGUGCGGUCUGGUCGCUGGCCAAUUCGUCAUUUAUGCGCAUUGCAAGACCCUUGUCGGUGCGCCGCCAUCCAUAGAGAUCCAUAAGGAGGAGUCGCUAAAUUAGGGUGAUCACAACAGCGCCACCUUUGUGAUAGAUUUAUAAACGCAUCCAUAGCUUAGACUAGUAGUUUAGAUU
Messenger RNA from Hypoxylon fragiforme, 1200 nucleotides. RefSeq names its product mitochondrial phosphate carrier protein. Lineage: Eukaryota; Fungi; Ascomycota; Sordariomycetes; Xylariales; Hypoxylaceae. The record is from RefSeq and is a predicted model, not a curated record. Gene Ontology annotation, cellular component: mitochondrial inner membrane. The transcript has 2 exons. The coding region runs from base 181 to 1128 and encodes 315 amino acids. Gene Ontology annotation, molecular function: phosphate transmembrane transporter activity. Gene Ontology annotation, biological process: mitochondrial phosphate ion transmembrane transport.